Anopheles arabiensis is the source of this 1267-nucleotide messenger RNA. RefSeq lists its product as uncharacterized. The transcript has 2 exons. The record is from RefSeq and is a predicted model, not a curated record. NCBI's taxonomy places the organism in Eukaryota, Metazoa, Arthropoda, Insecta, Diptera, Culicidae. The coding region runs from base 344 to 1219 and encodes 291 amino acids.
UCGUGCUGGAGGGUCGCUAAUUCAUUUGCGUCGCGUUCGGGCCUCAGUCCAGAAUUUCCGUCCCCCAUGUGACGAGCGUCUCUUUGCUUUCUUCGGGGGUUUGGGGUUAUAUUUUAACGCCGCUGUUGUCUCAAUUGGGCACCGACAAGAAGAAGACAACAGCAACCAAAAAAACCCACCACACACACACACACACACGUACACAUCUAGCGGAAGAUUACAAGCCAAAAAAACCAGUGUUUGGACCGAAGAAGUCGCGCGCGCGCGCGCGGGAGUGGAAUUCAAAGAUUUAUUCAAAUCGCGGCUUAAUUUAUUUGUACGCCAAGUGGAAAGUGUGUCGGCCAUGUAUAACCAAUGGCUGCGAUGGGGUCAAUUAAUCAUCCCGCUGAUGCUGCUGGUGGAGUUGCUGGCGUCGACCACUGACGCACCGGACGAUGUGCCACCGGUCGACUGUCUCGAGCACACGGUGACGUCCGGCACGUUCGACCAGUACUACGAGCUGGCCGAGCUCGGGAACGAACCGUCCGCCAGCUAUCUGGUGAACGUCAGCUUCACGGUCGAGCUGGGCAACCGGCAGGAGGAGCUGGCGAUACUGCUGUCCGGCCAGAACCGCUCCUACCAGCAUCCGGACUUUGCGCGCACCUACGAGAUGCGGAUGACGAACGUCUACACCGUGGUGUACCGGGAGACGCUCAAGAUGCAGGCGUACCACAGCCCGCUGGACAAGCUGUUCCCGGCCGAUCGGUUCCGGCUGCGCUUUCUGCUGUCCCGCGACGGCAACCUGACCGUGCUGGUGAACGAGGGUCGGCUGGGCCGGCGGCCCCUGCUCGCGGUCGUGGACGAACGGCAGGCGCUGGACGUGCAGUACGUCAGCUUCGCCUCGCGCAUGAACGCGUACCCGGUGCGGUUCUAUCUCGGCUGCGGGCUGCCCCAGCACCGGGCCCAGGUCGAGGUGAUGGCGGGCGGGGCCGGUGAACCGGCCAGCCUGCCCCUGACGGACGGCUGCCCCGUCUGUCCCGUCUGUCCCAAGCAGCGGUGCGAGGUCGUCGUGAAGGCAUGCGCCGACAGCAGCAAGGACGCGAACGGGGUGCCCGCGGGCGAGGACCCGGAGCGGCAGAAGUACUACUUCUACUUCAAUCUCUAUCUCAUGAAAAACCGCACCAAAACGAACGGGUUGCCGACUCGCACCACCAGCAAGCAGCAAGACGACGGGUUGUAGACCCGACCCCGGAAAUUUGCUGUGCAAAGUGUAGAUAAGCUCCUCCAA